AUGCAUCGUUGCCUCACGGAUUGUACAAUCACAUUGAGCUUUGAUCAAGUUUUGAAUAUACCAUCAAAAUAUAAACAUGUAGAUUCGUAUAUUUGCGAUUUCGAAAUGAGUAUUUGCCAUUCGAAUAGAUCAAUAACAAUUGAUUUUAACUCUAAAAUUGAUUCAAAACACGUAGGUCCGUUUGAAGGUCACUAUAUUCAAGAUGGAAAAUUUUUGGAAGUAAAAGAUAAAUACGUUGUUGAAACAAUCUAUUAUAGAUGUUAUUCGGAUGACGUUUGUAAUUAUGAAUAUGCUGUAAAAACAAUUGAUGAAAGGAAGAAACACAAAUAUGAUGAUGUACAAAUGUGA
This is a messenger RNA of Didymodactylos carnosus, 348 nucleotides long. Lineage: Eukaryota; Metazoa; Rotifera; Eurotatoria; Philodinida; Philodinidae. The record is from the annotation of a GenBank genome assembly.